This is a messenger RNA of Colletotrichum spaethianum, 327 nucleotides long. RefSeq lists its product as uncharacterized. The record is from RefSeq and is a predicted model, not a curated record. NCBI's taxonomy places the organism in Eukaryota, Fungi, Ascomycota, Sordariomycetes, Glomerellales, Glomerellaceae. The coding region runs from base 1 to 327 and encodes 108 amino acids. The transcript has a single exon.
AUGCCAGCGCAAGGCAGUGAACAAAGCUUUGCCGGUGUCUCAUCAUGGCUGUCGCAAGAUCCGGAUUCCGAGACCUUUAUAUUUAGAAAAUUCAACGACUUGAGCGCUCGCAACAUACUAUACCUACAAUGCGAACUAUUAGACCUCGAGGAAAAGCUUCGGCGUAUCGACCAACGAGUCUGGCCAAAUGGUCCUAUUGAGUUGAAAGAUGCCGCGAGGACAUGGGAAGAGCUCGUGGACCAAGCCAAAGACUCGGACUCGACGGCCAGUGAGAUGAUGACGGCAGUGACCGAGGUGAGGAAGAAGCUGAAAGAGUAUCGUGAGUAA